Messenger RNA from Solanum lycopersicum (tomato), 546 nucleotides. Its product is annotated as transcription factor MYB73-like. The record is from RefSeq and is a predicted model, not a curated record. Gene Ontology annotation, molecular function: DNA-binding transcription factor activity, RNA polymerase II-specific; RNA polymerase II cis-regulatory region sequence-specific DNA binding. Gene Ontology annotation, biological process: regulation of DNA-templated transcription. Gene Ontology annotation, cellular component: nucleus. NCBI's taxonomy places the organism in Eukaryota, Viridiplantae, Streptophyta, Magnoliopsida, Solanales, Solanaceae.
AUGGAAAAAUUGAAGAAAACAAGGAUGAUCAAGCGUCAAUGGAAUCCUAAAGAGGAAGAACUAUUGCAUAAGCUAGUGAAGGAACUUGGAGCAGAGAACUUGUCUCUUAUUGUCCAAUUGAUGUCGAGUCAAUAUGAAAAAUCAUGUAGGUUUCAUCGGCUUAAGCAGUUAAAUCCUCAAGUGGAUCAUCAACCUUUUACUUUUGAAGAAGAUAAUACUAUUAUCAGAGCUCACGCCAAAUUAGGUAAUCGAUGGGCUAAGAUAGCUCGUUUGUUACCAGGUCGAACAGAUAAUGCGAUAAAAAAUCAUUGGAAUUCCUCCCUUAAACGGAAGCACCAUUCGAUGUUAGAAGAUUUGACAUUGGAAAGUCCUCAACCUCCAUUGAAGAAAUCAUUGAGUAUCGGGGAGGGCCAAAAUCUAGGUAUUCCAUAUAGAUCUGAAUUAAGCAAUUUUGGUUUUGAUAGAUCUACCAAGUAUUUGAAUCCAGUGAGUCGAAUCGAGCAAAUAGGUGAACCAACAACUAUAUCAGCAUCUAAGCCCACUUAA